Porites evermanni is the source of this 935-nucleotide messenger RNA. The record is from the annotation of a GenBank genome assembly. Lineage: Eukaryota; Metazoa; Cnidaria; Anthozoa; Scleractinia; Poritidae.
AUGUUUACCCUCCUUUCAAUGGUAAUUCACCGAAGCUGUCGAAGUAAUAAAAUUAAAUGAUGUUAACUUGUCAAUAACUGUCUAAUAAGUUGUAUUAUAUUUUGCUGGGGUUAGCUGCUUUUGCGACCAAAACUUUCAAACUUGCGACAAAGAUUUUAAGAAUAACUGGUCCUUGUAAAUUGCCACAAAAAAUUUACUUACAUUUUUGUUUUAGUUAUUUCUCUUUAAAACUGCCAGAAACAUAAUUAUAUUGUAAAUCUAGCUAUAUUCGACUAAAAUUGAAUGAAGCCUGUGUAGCUGGCGGUAUUGGUAUUGUCUUGGUGCACAAUUUAAGUUUUGUGGCAGAACCAUGACUCAAAAAAGGAAGUGGGGACGAGGAGUUUGAAAUACCGCCUUCCAGAAAACCCCAGUAUUUUGAAUAGUCCGCACACCAAGGUGGGAAGAAAACAGACUGGUUGAGGGCCAUAUGUCAAUCAUGUUAGAUGAUCCUUGGCAUAUUCCCAAGGGAGCAGAUGGCGAACUCUUGGGGAAAAUAAUGGCAGACUCAGCUGCAUUAAGUACAGAUAAAGCUCUAGAACGUCUUUAUGUGAGCAGAGAGAAGCAGAAAAUUAUUCUUAAGAGGGAGCAGGAAACAGCUAUGAAGAAGCUGCUUGCUGGACACGAUGUUAUGGUAAUUUUGCCAACAGGGUUCGGCAAAAGCUUAAUAUUCACCAGAAAAGACGUGUGUGAUUGUGGUUUCCCCUUUAAAGAGCAUAAUUGAUGACCAAAUUGCCAAAAUGGCAUCUUUAAACUUCACAGCACUGGAAUUGUCCGGCGAAAAUUUGACACCCAUUUUGCGUGAUCCGCCACAAUUCCUAUACUGUACAGCAGAAAAGGCCCUCCAAACACCAUUUCUUGGUGAACUGAAGAACAAACAGUAUUACAUCUAUAUAUAA